Messenger RNA from Ciona intestinalis (vase tunicate), 1427 nucleotides. NCBI's taxonomy places the organism in Eukaryota, Metazoa, Chordata, Ascidiacea, Phlebobranchia, Cionidae. The record is from RefSeq.
UGCGUAUAUCACCAUGCCUUUGUCAAAAGUUAAUCGAAUGAUUUUAAGUUUGUUUAUGUGCUAUCUUCUCUUUGAUGGGGUACGAAGCAAGCGGUUUAAUUCGGGGACCAUCACCCAUGAGGUUAUGUGGGAUCCACGAGAAAACGGAGGGUUUGCUUUCGGAAACGAGUUCAGCAUUGAGGUUCAUAUGCGAGACUACAUGAAUAUUCACUGCCCUCAGUAUGAUCAAGAUGAUAAAGCUAAGCUUAGUUUCAUCAUCUACAAUGUCAGCGAACAAUCAUACAACAGUUGCUCUCUCACUGAUAUGAAAACUGCGAUUUUUAAGUGUGACAAUCCAGUUAAAGGACGCAAGCUCACCACCAAGUUUCAACGAAGAAGUCCAAACCCACUGGGAUUCGUAUAUCAACCAAAUAAAGAUUAUUUCUUUAUGGCAUUCAAAAAAGAUGAACCUCAGAAUUGCAAAUCAGCGAUGAAAAUGAAAGUUCAUGUUCUGCCGAAAAGACUGCACGAACACGACCGGAAACCAGUGACUGCAGGUACAACACGGUCGUCAACGCCAAGGACACUUUCGUCAACCACUACUACUACAACAAUAGCAACAACAACAACAACAACACCUCGAACAAGUCAGAAACCCCAUAUACCAAGACAGAGCUCGACAAGAAAUACUCCGCCCACAAAGACGCUCAAACCUGGAUAUGUCCGGGGCGACGGUGAAGGUGACGGCCCGGGUGGCGGGGUCGGUAGAAUUACUUGCGCCACCACGUGGAUGUUAGUUGCGUUAGUGCUGACUGUUCUGUUACAAAACUGAAGCCCAAUGCAACUCCAUUAUACGUUCUUGCACGUUACUGAAAGAAAAGUCGAAGGUAGUUCGCCAUGUGCCAACUCUAGCUGAGAGAGACCGAAGGACAAAUGAUACGAGACAUAGCUUUUUAUAAACCGGUUGUGCGCUGGCCGUACAAUUUAAGGUGUAAACAGGCAUAUACAAGGUGAUACAUACGAUGGUAUCGUCGCUUUGAGUAUGACAAUGUGCCUGCUCUUUUUUUAAGUCACUGUGAUUGUUUGUAUGUUGUAUGUUUUGUGAUUAUGUUGUUAUUAUUAUACGAUCGAAGGUGCUGAAUUAACUGUCCCCCGCUUUUGACUAAUACCACAAAUUUUAUAAAAAAAGGGCUGCUUUUUUUCGACACUCGCCAACUCAAACAAAAUGGCCGAUUCAAAACCCUCAAAAAACGUAUCAUUUUCGCACCAGGUUUCCUUUUGUUAUAGACGUAAGUGCUGAUCAGUACCAAGAAACUCCUUUUCAAGCGUUUUGCGUAUUGAAUUUGGUUCUAAACAAUAUUUAGAUUUUCGCUACGCUGUUAUAUUAGUAAUUUUUCUUUUGACUCACAUUUUCAAGUUUUUGUUUGAUUUCAAUAAAUUAACACUGC